Molecule: messenger RNA, 2631 nt
Organism: Colias croceus (clouded yellow)
Lineage: Eukaryota; Metazoa; Arthropoda; Insecta; Lepidoptera; Pieridae
Product: proton-coupled amino acid transporter 4
Exons: 6
Coding region: 91-1479 (462 amino acids)
Biological process (GO): amino acid transmembrane transport
Cellular component (GO): vacuolar membrane
Molecular function (GO): amino acid transmembrane transporter activity
Source: RefSeq, a predicted model, not a curated record
GUUACAGGACGUUGUCGUGUUAUGGCUUCUCGUUAGAUUACCAUGUAAUUUUAUUUUGAUUUCGUCGUGUGUAAUCAAAAAUCAUUAAAAAUGACCGAUGAAAAACAACCCCUGCUCACAUCGCCAAGUAUUAUAAUUGACAACACUGAAAAUCAAGCCGUAGAAUUAGUAACGAGUCCCACUAGCCAAAAUAAAGAUGAUAAAAAGAAAAACACUCAGUAUAAUCCAGCCUCAGAGCGGUACUUAGAGCAUCCAACGUCAAAUUUCGAUACGUUAAUUCACCUAUUAAAAGGGAACAUCGGAACAGGAAUAUUAGCAAUGCCAGAUGCUUUUAAAAAUGCGGGACUGUUUCUUGGUGUAGUUGGUACUUUAUUUAUGGGCGCAAUUUGCACACAUUGUAUGCAUAUUUUGGUACUAUGUUCUCAUGAGCUCUGUGUAAGAAACCAAAGGCCUGCAUUAAAUUUUGCUGAGGUAGUAGAGGAGGCAUUUGCAAUGGGACCAAUCCCCUUAAGAAAACAUGCCAAAAAUAUCAGGAAUGUUGUAAAUGUCUUUCUUGUCAUAACACAAUUGGGAUUUUGCUGUGUGUACUUUUUGUUUGUGGCAACUAACCUGCAAGAUACAAUGCACUUCUUCAGAAUAAACAUGGGUGUUCAUAGCUACUUGGCUCUAUUGUUUCCACCAAUGCUAGCAUUGGGUAUGGUGAAGAACCUUAAAUAUUUGACACCAGUUUCUUUAAUUGCUGCAAUAAUGACUGCUUGGGGCUUAGUGAUCACAUUUUACUACAUUUUACAAGACUUGCCUCACACUAGUACUGUGAAGGCAUUUGCAAGUUGGCAUCAAUUGCCUCUGUAUUUUGGAACAGCUAUUUAUGCAUUUGAAGGGAUUGGAGUGGUGCUACCACUUGAGAAUAACAUGAAGACACCACAGGACUUCGGAGGUUGGACAGGCGUGUUAAACACAGGCAUGGUUAUCGUGGCUGCUUUGUAUACGGCUAUUGGGUUUUUCGGCUACCUCAAGUACGGGAACCAUGUGCUUGGCAGUAUUACACUCAAUUUACCAAAUGACGCAUUAGCACAAAGCGUGCGAGCGAUGAUGGCAAUCGCAAUAUUCCUUUCAUACGGCCUCCAGUUCUACGUGCCUAUGAAUAUCGUAUGGCCCUUUAUUAAAUCCAAAUUGACUUCGGAAAAAGCCCUCGCCUACGGAGAAAUCGUUACGCGAUUUAUAUUAAUAUCGUUGACAUUCAUUGCAGCGGCGUUGAUACCGAACUUGAGCGGUAUCAUUUCUCUCGUCGGUGCAUUCAGCAGUUCGGCGCUGGCUCUCAUAUUCCCACCUAUCAUCGAAAUUGUCACAUUUUGGCCCGACCGGCUUGGAACAUACGACUGGAAAAUGUGGAAAGAUAUCGCUAUUAUCAUAUUCGGUAUAACCGGAUUUGUAUUCGGCACGUAUGCCAGCCUAGAAAAUAUAUUUUCGCAUACUUAAUUAUUAUUGGAUUAAAUAGUAAAAAUUGAUGUCGUUAUACCAAAGAUUAAAACCAUGACAAUAAUAUUAUUGUAAAAAUUCUUUCAGAUUACUAUAUUUAUUGUUUAGAUUAUAGGCAUUGUAGCAAAAAUAAGGUUACCGGUGAAAGACGAGAUAAAAAAUAUAUUUAAGUGGUUAAAGUAUUAUAAUGUGACAAAUUUUAGAUACCUAUUUUAUUUACUUUAAAAUUUAAAUGUCUGCUUUGGUCUGCUGCUUAUCAUCAAAAUGAAGUGAAAUUGGUUCAAUUCGAUAAGAUUUUUAUAAAGUUAAUUAAUAUACAUCGAAUGUGGAAUAUUUUAUAAUUAUGUAUUGUUAUGAUUAUGAAAAUAUUCAUAAUCUUUUAUCUAUUUUGCAAAUAUUGUAUAUUAACUAUAUUUGCAUAGCAAAAUGGCUGGUUUCAUUUUAAAAAACAUAUAAUGUAUGUUGUAAGUUAUUAUUGUUGUGUGUUUUAGAGGUAUUUAUUAUUGAGUGUUUUAGUAUAUUGUAGUGUUUGUCUGUUGUAAUAUAGUGUUAUGUAUAAUUCGACUUGAUUUGUGUUGCACAUGAUGAUUCUGACGCGAUUGUUUGAUAAGCGACUUGUCCACGCUUUUUUACAGAACAAUAAUUGUGAUAUUUUAUAUUUUAUUUUGAAAUGGUGUUAUAUAAAUUAAUACGGUUUGAAUGUUUAUUUUUAAUCUGUGGAUAUGUAAUUUACCAAAAUAUUUUUGUAGUCAAUUUUAUUUUUAAACCAACGUACAAUAAAUAAUUUUAUAUUUCUAUUUUAUUACAGCUGCUUUUCUUGCCAUUUUUUCCAUUUUGCAUAGUUACAAUAGAAAACAAGAAUGUCAUAAUGCAUAAAUAUUAACUAUAAUAUUGUUUAGUAGGUAAUUUACAGAAAUAGACUUAAUUCACUAAUCAUUACUAUUUAAUAUGUUGAAAGUGCACAACUUGAAUCGUAACAUCAUCCAUCAUCAGAAUGUUAAUUGUACCGAAUAGAAAUAUAAUUACCUACGUGUUUAUACAUAAAGUUUAUACUAGUGUUAUAUUAGAAUGAUGUCCUAAAAACCCAAAGAAUCAGUUGUUUAAAUUAUUAUUAACUAUUCUCUUAUGAAAUAAAGCUUUUGUGGAUUCAAA